UGAGAAUAUCCCAUACUGCAAACACAAUGAAAGCUGCUAUCCUCUUGGCCUUGUUCGUUGGCGUGGUCGUCGCCUAUCCAGGUAGACACGGCGGUGGAUACGGUGGUGGUUUCGGUGGCGGAAUGUACGGACUCGGAGGCUCUUAUGGCGGUGGAUUCGAUGGUGGUCUAGGUGGCGGACUUUACGGAGGCUCUUAUGGCGGUGGAUUCGGUGGUGGUCUCGGUGGCGGACAUUACGGAGGCGCUUAUGGCGGUGGAUUCGGUGGUGGUCUAGGUGGCGGACAUUACGGUCUCGGAGGCUCUUACGGCUCUUAUGGCGGUGGAUACGGAAUUGGUGGUCUAGGUGGCGGAUAUGGCAGACACUAUGGUGGAGGUUAUGGUGGAGGCUAUGGUGGAGGCUAUGGUGGAGGCUAUGGCCAUGGGCACGGAGGACACUACUAAACCGCAUGGCUACUAAACGUCGUCAGUUUGAAAACCGAAGACACCAAAUGAUUCUACUUCGUUGCAGUUAACACUGUUAAAAGAAUCAAAUAAAUAUAUUGAAUCCCA
Molecule: messenger RNA, 548 nt
Organism: Dreissena polymorpha
Lineage: Eukaryota; Metazoa; Mollusca; Bivalvia; Myida; Dreissenidae
Product: ctenidin-1-like
Exons: 5
Coding region: 27-440 (137 amino acids)
Source: RefSeq, a predicted model, not a curated record